UAUCCGUCACUUAUGACUUGGCGAUAGCAAAGCUCGCAAUGCAAAUACAGAGCGAAGAGCGUCCAAAAUAUGACAAUGUAUUCAUUCAAUUGGGAGCUUUUCAUAUUCAAAUGUCCUACUUCAAGGCAGUUGGAAAAUAUAUGGAAGAAUCUGGUGGUCCAUAUAUUCUUACAGAAUCUGGUACUUUGGCUCAGGGUUCACUCAAAGGCUUUAUCACGGGGACACACUACAAUCGUUGUAAACGAAUUCACCCCAUAUUUGCAGCAUCAUUGCAUAUCCUGCAUUUUCGAGCAUAUCUCUCAAUGAAUGAUAUAUGUAUUGAUAAGUUGACUAAAGAACUGAAAAUGAUUCAAACACAAAAGUUGUGUGAAGUCAACUUUUCGACCAGUCUUAUUGAGAUUUUGGAUGGAUAUGACGAAUAUUACCAUAAAACAGAAGAAGGCUUACAUGGGGCGACAGCUAAAUAUUGGAUAAUAUACGUGAAUUUAAUAAAACUUUACCAAGAAUUUUCGAGGAGCAUAAGAACAGGAGAUUUUGAAUUAUAUGUCACAUGUUUACCUCAAAUUGCUACACUUAUGUUCUCUUUUAACCAUCAAAACUAUGCAAGAUGGGUUGUCAGAUUCUACAACAAUUUGAUAAAUGUCGAGGACACCCAUCCUGGUUUGAAGGAAAUAUUGAUAAAUGGGGGCAUUUCAAUAAGGCGCAGCACAAAAUCAUUUUCCGGUUCUCCAAUUGAUCUUACGUUGGAACAAACCAUCAACAAAGACGCUGCAAGUAGACUGACAGGAAUUAGCUCGUUUACAAAUUCGAUAUCCGCAAGGCGCCGAUGGGCUACAAGUCAUUCACUACGCACAUCUUUAGUCACACAUUUACAGAUACCCUGAAUUUAAACUCUACAGAGGACGUUAUGAAUGAUCUUCGAGAAAAUAGAAUUAAAAAAGAUAACACUUUGGUGAAAGAGCUUGUGAGUCGAAUUACCGACACUUUGAAUCCCUUUUCAUCUGAAAUAUUAAACAUGAAUGAACUCGCUAAUCUAUCUACUGGAAAAAUCGCCAGCGAUAAAACCAAGAAUUUUCUUUUGAAUGUAAUUUCCAGAGGAGAAAAGCUAAGAGACCAAUUUAUUACUGAAUGCAAUGAGGGUGCGAACAGGUUUGAAAAACCCAUAUCGAAACAAGUAAUUCAUACAUUUGCAUCGGAAAAUAAAAUAAAAAUUAAGAGAAGUGAUGGAAAAACAGCUGAAGUGAAAGUUGAAAGAAACCUAUUGGGACGACUUUUAGUAUUAUCGUUGGAACAUAAAAUUGAUUUAUUAAAUGUGCUAUCGUAUCCAUUGACCAUCGUUCCGUUGUCACUGAGUCAUCUCGACGGUAGUAUCAAUAAGACAGAUAAAUCAAAAUUAUACAAGUUAUUAGAGAAUCGCAUAUCUACUUCUUCCAGUCCAACUAAAAUAGAUUGUACGAUUUUUGAUGGAUUCUUUUUUUUUGCAUCUCUUACGUGACCCUCCUCUUACUUAUGGUCAAUUGGCAAUUCAUAUUAUUAAAAAGUUAUGCAAGACUUCAAGCAAAAGAAUAGACCUUAUUUUUGAUAAGUGUGUGCUGCCAUCGAUAAAAGAUAUCGAAAGAGACAGGAGAGCAGGAUUAUUGGGAAGAAAUGACGUGUUCAGUAUUAUUGGAGAAGAGCAAAGGCAGCCUAACGAUUUUUUGCAAGCAUUGAGGAGUGACUCGUUUAAAGCCGAAUUUGUGAAAUUUUUAGUGAAACACUGGAAAACAAGUAUUCCUCCGGGUAUUUUGGGAAACAAAAUUCUUCGCGUAAAUUGUGAAGAUACAUGUUACAUGUUUGAUGAGAUUGACGGACUUGUGAAAUGUGAGAUUGAUCAGAUUCUAUAUUCUAGUCAUCAUGAAGCUGAUACAAGAAUUCUAUUCCACAUAUCAAAUUUACCGGACAGUACAAAUGUGGUUAUACGUGCCUCAGAUACUGAUAUAUUAGUAAUAGCAGUAGGAAAUGUGCACAAACUGAGGAAUAAAGUGGAUAUUUGGAUAGAAACUGGACUUCACUCAAAAAAUACUCUCAGAUACAUUUCUAUUAACGAUAUAUAUACAAAUUUAGGAGACGUACUUUCUAAAGCAUUACCUGCCUAUCAUGCUUUCACGGGCAGUGAUUAUACAGCAUCAUUCGCUCGCAAGGGUAAGAUUAAGCCUUUUAGGAUUAUUGAAGAGUAUCCCAAUAUUGCCAACAUUUUUGCUUCUUUUGAGCAUUCACAGGAAAUAUCAGAAGAGCAAAUUCAAGGCAUUGAAAAAUUUGUAUGCUGUAUGUAUGGCAGGCAUAACGCCAAUAGUGUAGAUAAAGUGAGGCUAGAUUUGUUUCUUAGAAACCAUGGUGGCUUUGUUUCUCAAGCAAAAAAUCCAUUGGACAAAGUGAAGAAUUUUGAUGGAAGCUUGAUGCCACCUUGUAAAAAGGUGCUUAUAAAUAAAAUAAAAAGGAUGAAUCAAGUUUGCGCUAUCUGGAAUUACGCCACAGAAGCUCAUCCGAAUUUUUUUGAUCCUGAAAGACAUGCAUGGCGUCUAGUUGAUGGAAGAUACGAAGUGGAAUGGUUUAUUGGACCACAAACCCCUUCUACACUUCGAGAAAUUUGUGAAUUCCCAACUCCAGAUAUAGAUGAGGAAGAUGAAGUGUUCCACAGCGCAAGUAGUGAUGAAGAGUAAUUAAUAAAGUUAGCAUUUUCAUACUUUUUAUCAUUUCUUUUGUUAGCUAUUCAGAUUUUAUAUGUGUUUCCUUUCUGUUGAAAUUCUUUUAAAUUUGGUUAGUGUUUUUCCAUUGGAUGUUCAAUAUAGAAUAAAUUUUCAA
This is a messenger RNA of Coccinella septempunctata (seven-spotted ladybird), 2841 nucleotides long. RefSeq lists its product as uncharacterized. The transcript is spliced from 2 exons. Bases 1464 to 2699 code for a protein of 411 amino acids. The record is from RefSeq and is a predicted model, not a curated record. Lineage: Eukaryota; Metazoa; Arthropoda; Insecta; Coleoptera; Coccinellidae.